GGGUCCUCGCGGUUCGCCGACACUGCGCGGAGCGCCCUGUACAUUUUCUUCAUUAAGUUCUCGAAACAGUCCCUCGGGAGGAGUCUCAUUUGAAGUCCGUGUGGAGACGCAGGUCACGUCCCCGAGUUUGCACCCGCCGGUGGUGUGUCCGGGAUGGGGGGAGCCCGCAGCCGCGGUGCUACCGGCCUCCGGGUCCGAGUGCAGGGUCGCUCGCGGUACGCGCUUCCUCGGCCGGGCGCGGGGCCGUGGAGGGUGGGAGUCGGCUUUGUAGCGGAGGCUCUUCGGCCGUUGCCCCGCGUCAGUUCCAGGUGGUGCGCGCACCGCCGGCUCCCAGCACACCCGGCCCGCGUCAGCCUUUCUCUGGAGUUUUGGACCUGUAAAUCCCAAAGCUCUGAUUCUUCCCUUGUAAAUCUGAAAUUCAGCAUGUACCAAAACGGCUUUUAAUUUUUACCCUUAGAUGGAGGUUUGAUCCUUCAGAGUGGGUGCCGGGUCCUCAUCGCAGUAGCUGGGGCCAACCUUGGCUUCUCGUCCCAGAUCUGAUUCAUCAGCAGAUGCUAUUGACGAUGCCUCUGAAAUGCAUCUAGGAUCUGAUCCCUUGCCACCGGCUCCCACCACUCUGGUCCAAGAUACUGCCGUCUCUAGUGGAUUGCUGCUGGAGCCUUCCCGCUUACGCUCCCCAGCUCCACCCCGUCUCUUCUUAGAGCAGCAGCUGGAGAGGCCACACGGCAGGUCACUGCCCAGAUCUUCAGGAUACCUCCCAACUCAUUCAGAGUAAAAGCCCAUGUCCUGUAGCCUAUGAGGCACCCCUCCCUCCUCUCUCUUGCCCUCCCCUAAUCCACUUCAGCCCCUCUGGUCUCCUUGCCCUUACUUGAACACAUCAAGUGGGCCUCACACCCUUUGCCCUUGUGCAUUCCCCUUCCUGGAACUGAUCUCCCUUAAUGUCCACACGGUGCCUGCCCUCACUCCAUCCAGACCUCUGCUUUGGUGUUGCUUUAUCAAAGUUGCCUUCCCUGGCCAUCCUGUGUAAAAUAUCUCCUACCACCAGCUGCUGCCCUCAUGCUGUUCAUUCUUCCUAUCCCUUAUCGUCACCUGACACAGGCUUUUGUUUGUCAACGGCCCUAUUUGCUUGCACACCGCCUUAGGUAGGUGCCUGGUCUGCUUGUUCUCAGCUGUUUGCCCACUUUCCAGGACCCUCAAGGUGGUCCUGAGAUGCAGCCUAUUGUCUGCCCUGGCCAGGUGCAUUGCUGGAGCCAUCAUAUAGUGGCCUUAGGAUGCUGUUGUACCAGGGGCUGCUGUGGAAGCCUUGUGGUGGAGAAGGGAAUAUAGUCUCAGAGACCACUGGGUGUUUAGUUCCUCUGCCCUUCCCAGGGCUUUCUGGCAGCCGCAGACUUGGUCUCUGCUGCCAUAGACCUCUUGAGAUCUAGGCACAGAAGUCUCAGUGCUGCUGUGAAAAGCAGACUGGUCACACUCCAUUACAGCCUUCCCUCUCCCUGCAGUUUUGCCCACCUCCUUGGGACAAGCUAAGAGAUGCAGCGAUGGCCGUCAAAGAUCCCCUUCCUCCUGGGCCUCAGGUUUUGGUUUCUUUUGAGGAAGUGGCUGUGUUCCUUUCCCGGGAGGAGUGGGGCUGUCUAGGCCCGGCUCAGAGGGGCCUCUACAGUGAUGUGAUGCUGGAGACCUACAGAAACUUGAUCUCACUGGGACUUCAAGGUUCCAAACCUGAUGUCAUCUCCAGGCUGGAGAAGGGGGAAGAGCCAUGGGCCCCAUACUCACCGAGAAUUGAGGAAGGCUGGAUCUGGAGUCAUGGGAGUGAAAGUUUUGAGUCUCGGACAGGAAAGAGGGGAUUGACUCCAAGACAGGAAAUUUCCAAAGCAGUGGGGUCCCAGAGAGCAAAAUCAGAAGAACAUGUAAAGAAUAUUUCCAAGGAACCUGAUUUUGAAGAGAUGAGUAAAACUGAGGGAAAAUUAAAGAACUGCUGGAGAAAAUCUGCAGAGGAAGGGUUUAAGAAAUCCUUCUCCCAGAACAACAGUUCUGGGCCAGUGACAUUGACACAUAUGAAAACCCCAAUUAGAAGGGAAGGCCAGAAAUCCAGUUCUGUGGAGGUAAACUGCACUGCAGACCCAAACCCGUUUGGAUUUCAUAGAGCAUCUAGAGGGAAGAGUCUCCACCAGAAUGUGCCGUGUAUGGAUGACUAUCAGCAAAGCCAGGACCUCACUAAUCGCCAGUGUUUCUCCCCAGAAGAAAGAGCCUGUCAGACAGAUGUGUGUGUGAAAAUGCCCAGGCAGAGUUCAGUUCUUAGUGAGAAUCAGAGGGUUAACAAUCCAGAAGAAUCCUUUGAGUAUAAUGAGUGUGGAAAACCUUUCAGCCUGAGUAGAGCUCUUUCUCAGCAUCAGAGAAUUCAUGCUGGAGAGAAGCCCUGUGAGUGUGAUGGGUGUGGAAAAAUUUCUCAGCACUGCUCUGUCCUAAGCCAGCAUCAGAGAGUUCACUGUGGAGAGAAGCACCAUACCUGUGCUGAGUGUGGCAAAUCUUUCAGGGAUCAUUCCUAUUUCAUUCAGCACCAUAACACUCACACUGGAGAAAGACCUUAUGAGUGCAGUGAAUGUGGGAAAGCUUUCAGUGUACGUUCAUCUUACAGUCAACAUCUUAAAAUACAUACUGGGCAGAAACCUCAUGAGUGUCAUCAAUGUGGAAAAGCCUUUAGUCAUAGCUCUAACCUGAUUCAUCAUCAGAGAAUUCAUAGUGGAGAGAAACCGUACAAGUGUAAGGAAUGCGGGAAGGCUUUCAGUAGACACUCUCACCUCCUUCAGCAUGAGCGAACUCAUUCUGGAGAGAAACCUUAUAACUGUACUGAAUGUGGCAAAGCCUUCAGUGCACAAUUAUCUCUCAUUCAGCAUCAGAGAACUCACACAGGAGAAAAACCCUAUGAAUGCAUUGAAUGUGGGAAAUCCUUUAGCUUGAACCGAACCCUUACUGUUCAUCAGAGAAUUCACACUGGAGAGAAACCCUAUAAGUGUAACGAAUGUGGAAAAUCCUUCAGUCAGCGCUCCCAAGUCAUUCAGCACAAGAGAAUUCAUACUGGAGAGAAGCCUUAUGUCUGCAAUGAGUGUGGAAAAUCAUUCAGUGCUCGCCUGUCCCUCAUCCAGCAUCAGAGAAUUCACACUGGAGAAAAACCUUACGGAUGCAGUGAGUGUGGGAAAACCUUCAGUCAGAAGGGACAUCUUAUUCAGCAUCAGCGAAUUCACACUGGAGAGAAACCCUAUGAGUGUAAUGAGUGUGGAAAAGCUUUCAGCCAGAGUUUUAAUCUUAUUCAUCAUCAAAGAACACACAAUGGUGAGAAGCCCUAUGAAUGUAAUGAGUGUGAUAAAGCCUUCAGUGUGCUCUCUUCCCUUGUUCAACAUCAGAGAGUCCAUAAUGGUGAGAAGCCCUAUGAGUGUCACAAAUGUGGGAAAGCCUUUAGCCAGGGCUCACACCUCAUUCAGCACCAGAGGAGCCACACCGGAGAGAAACCCUACGAAUGUAACAAGUGUGGGAAAACCUUUGGGCAGAUAUCCACCCUAAUUAAGCAUGAGAGAACACACAAUGGAGAGAAACCCUAUGAGUGUGGUGACUGUGGGAAAGCCUUCAGCCAGAGUGCACACCUUGUCCGCCAUCGAAGGAUUCACACUGGAGAGAAUCCCUACAAGUGCAGUGACUGUGGGAAGGCCUUCAAUGUCCGCUCCUCUCUCGUGCAGCAUCACAGAAUUCAUACUGGGGAGAAGCCUUAUGAAUGUGAGAAGUGUGGCAAGGCCUUCAGUCAGCAGUCACAGUUUAUUCAGCAUCAGAGGAUUCACACUGGAGAGAAGCCCUACAUGUGCAAUGAAUGUGAGAAAGCCUUCAGUGCACGCUUAUCCCUUAUCCAGCACAAGAGAAUUCACACAGGAGAGAAACCUUACAAAUGCACUGAAUGUGGAAAGUCCUUCCGACAAAGCUCUCACCUUAUUCGACAUCAGAGAGUUCACAGUGGAGAGCACCCUUAUGUGUGUAAUGAAUGUGGGAAAACUUUUAGUCAGAAAAUAACUCUUACUAGUCAUGAGAAAACUCACACUGGAGAGCAGGCCUAUGAGUGUAUUAAAUGUGUGGAUCUCUUUAGUGCACAGGCAGCUUUCAUUCAGCACCACAAAGUUCAGAGUGGAGAAUAACUGCUUUAUUCAAUAAAGUCUUCACUGUUGUACGUCAGGAGCAGUA
Molecule: messenger RNA, 4221 nt
Organism: Neogale vison (American mink)
Lineage: Eukaryota; Metazoa; Chordata; Mammalia; Carnivora; Mustelidae
Product: zinc finger protein 252
Exons: 4
Coding region: 1536-4175 (879 amino acids)
Biological process (GO): negative regulation of transcription by RNA polymerase II
Molecular function (GO): DNA-binding transcription repressor activity, RNA polymerase II-specific
Source: RefSeq, a predicted model, not a curated record